This is a messenger RNA of Verruconis gallopava, 1774 nucleotides long. RefSeq lists its product as uncharacterized. The record is from RefSeq and is a predicted model, not a curated record. Gene Ontology annotation, molecular function: xanthine transmembrane transporter activity. The coding region runs from base 1 to 1761 and encodes 586 amino acids. The transcript is spliced from 6 exons. Gene Ontology annotation, cellular component: fungal-type vacuole; membrane. Gene Ontology annotation, biological process: transmembrane transport; xanthine transport. Lineage: Eukaryota; Fungi; Ascomycota; Dothideomycetes; Venturiales; Sympoventuriaceae.
AUGUCACAAAUCGAAGAAGCAUCCAUUGUAAAUAACAAAAAUCUCGACAUUAAUACAAAAAGCACCGAGGAGACUGGAUCAUCUUCCGCUUCAAUUGGCCAUGGCAAUGUCGGAGAAAGUUGGCAAGAUACGUUGGCGGAACUCAAGCACACCUUUCUAACAAAAGAUGGAUGGAUUGGUAAUUAUGAUUACCUGUACCUCGUCACACCAAACAUCUGGCCGUUGAACAGGAAGUAUAAAGACUACAAAGCACCGUUUUAUGGCCUCAAUGAUCGGGUGCCAAUUCUUUUGACUAUAUUACUUGGACUUCAACAUGCUUUAACAAUGAUUGGAUCCAUUGUUUCGCCUCCGUUGGCUAUUGCAGGUGGUGCAUUCAAUUUCGAUUCAGAAAUCACAGCUUAUAUGGUUUCCACGGCGUUCAUUACAACCGGUAUAGCCACUGCACUGCAAGUGACACGACUGCAUAUCAGCAAAACGAGCUUCUACAUUGGAACCGGUAUGCUGAGUGUGGUUGGGCCAACAUUUGACAUUCUUCCAGUUGUUUUUAAUUAUGCCGCACUCAAGUAUAAGUCUGGACAAUGCCCAGUUGCAGAAGACGCCACACAAGAAGCCUGUCCCGAUGCGUGGGGAGCUGUGUUGGGAACUAUGCUUUGCUGUGUUUGGAUUCAAAUAGCAAUGGCAUUUGUUCCUCCGCGGGUUCUCAAUCGUAUCUUCCCAAAAUUAGUUACUGGCACGCUAUUAACACUAGUCGGUGCAUAUCUGGUUGGUAAUGGAUUGCAAAAUUGGGGUGGAAGCUCAAAUUGCCAUAAUGGAACGGGUCUCUAUGCUCUUUGUCCUAACAUAGCAUCACCGAAGCCUCUGCCCUGGGGAUCUCCAAAGUUGAUAGGACUUGGAUUCAGUGUUUUCGCCACAAUCAUUGUGACUGAGAUCUUCGGUGCACCUCUAAUGAGGUCGGCAUCUGUUGUCAUCGGCCUUGGAGUUGGAUGUGCCAUCUCUAGUGCCACAGGCUAUUGGGACAUCUCUAAGAUUAAGCAAGCACCUGGUGGAACGUUUCCAUGGGUCCAUACAUUCAAGCUUUCUGUUGAUGGCAUACUCGUCCUGCCACUUUUGAUCCUGUUUGCAUGUCAAGCAGUCAGUUGUAUUCCCGAUAUACUAGCUACUGCCGAAAUCAGCGAUCUAUCGAUUGAGGGAACUGAAUUCAAUUCUCGUGUUCAAGGAGGAAUUCUUUGCGAUGGACUAGGAAGUUUCGUGUCAGCGCUUGCUACUGGUCCGCCCAUGGUUAGCCAAGCUGGUAAUAAUGGAACUAUUGUCCUCACUGGCUGCGCUAGCAGACGUGCAGGCUGGGCUGCGUCUGCCAUCUUGGUCUUAAUGGGGAUCAUUGCGAAAUUUGGAGCUGUUUUCGCCUCAAUGCCACCAUCCGUGCUAGGGGGUAUGCAAGUUUUUCUCUACUCCACAAUUGCGGUGGCAGGAAUCAGAGUUCUUGCCUUGAUAACCUGGACCCGCCGCGACCGUUUUAUCCUAACUGUUUCCCUCGGCAUUGGUUUGAUGGAUAUUACGCAAAGCGAUUGGUUCAGUUCGAUCUUGGCAUAUAAUGGCUCAAAUCAAGCUUUGGUUGGGUUUGAGCAAGGUAUUAAUUUGAUUGUCACAACGCCAUUCGUGAUUGCUUGCUUUGUCGGAGUAUUCCUCAACCUGGUUCUUCCCAAAGAGAAGAGCGAAAUUCAUGAAAAGACGCAGGUAUUUCAUAAUAACGAGUUGAAGUAAUAAAUCACUUGAG